Molecule: messenger RNA, 2577 nt
Organism: Apiotrichum porosum
Lineage: Eukaryota; Fungi; Basidiomycota; Tremellomycetes; Trichosporonales; Trichosporonaceae
Gene: STE20
Product: signal transducing kinase of the PAK
Exons: 2
Coding region: 1-2577 (858 amino acids)
Biological process (GO): protein phosphorylation; intracellular signal transduction; regulation of MAPK cascade
Cellular component (GO): cytoplasm
Molecular function (GO): protein serine/threonine kinase activity; ATP binding
Source: RefSeq, a predicted model, not a curated record
AUGUCGAACACCAGCCCUAAGCGCGUAGGGGUCGGCGCGAUUCGCCAUCCUCAGGCCGAAUACACAGGCGCCACCCCCAUGGCGACUGGCACCGACCUGCCCAUCAGCCAGGCCUUUACUAGCCAGGCCUACACUGCAAAGCCGUCGCGCAACUCGGCUUCGUACGGUCUUCAUUCUGACAUGUCACUCGGCAUGCAAGUCUCGCCCAGGAUGCCCCCCAACAACAACCAGCAGGCGGUCAACCCGCCCACCGCGUACACCCGCCAGGACAGCAGCAAUGGUCCCAGCCUCUACCGCCAGGACUCGUUCCGCUCCUCCCAGCAAGCCCAACAGCAGCAGCAGCAGCAGCCAGACCCGUAUCGUACGCAAGAGCCAUACACGUUUACGCAGCCCAACUUUGCGGCCCCUCCUGCGUCGUCGUCCUCGCGACACGACCAGGACCACAUGGUGUCGCCAGGUCUGUCGUCUGGUCCUUCGUCGCGCGUCCCCACAAUCUACGGCUACUCGUCUUCCAACUCUCCCAACCUCAACAACCGUCACUCGUACACCACCGGCAACCAAGGCCAGCAACCCCAGCCACCGCGUCCCACUCGCUCUGGAACCAUGCCCGCUGGCGAGUACCCAACGUUGAACGGGAACGGCGUUUAUGGCCGUGAAGGGCGCAGCACGUCCGUCAGCAACGCUUCGGGUCAGACAAUGGCCAUGGGCAGCGGCGGCAACAUACCCCCGGUUCCCCCAGUCCCCUUCCAGCCGCAGCCCCUCGAGCAGAGCUUUGAGCAGACGCUCGGGAUGGGUCCGACCAUUCCUGUCCAGAUGAACCAGGACGCGCCCAAGGGCGACACGCCCACGAUGCGCGCAAGGAGUGGGACUGGCAAGAGCACAAAGGACAAGAAGAGCAUGUUUGGUGUGUUGAGUGACCUCCUCACAACAACCAACAACAAGACGCCCGUCAUCUCGACCCCUUACGACCCCAUCCACCUCACCCACGUCGGCUUUGACUACAACACGGGUCAAUAUACAGGUAUGCCCCAGGAGUGGCAAAAGAUUCUCGACGACAAUGGAAUUACGCGUGCCGAGCAGGAAGAGAACCCCGACAAGGUCCUCGCUGUCGUGCAGUUCUUCCAGGACCGUGACAACUCGGAGGCACCAGACGACGAGGUGUGGUCCAAGAUGCGCAAUGCUGGCCCAAGCCAUCAGCACCCGUCGUCUUCCGAGUCGCCUUCGCCCCAGCCCCCCUCCGCCGACAUGUCGCGCGAGAACAGCAACGACGGUGGCUUCAUCUACAGCAACCCCCGCGCCGCCCCAGCUCCUCCAGCCAAGACUGCUGCGCCUCGAAUCCAGGCCGAGCGUGCGGCCCCGGCAAAGCCCCAGCGUCCUGUGCAGCCCCCGCAGACCUCGCCGCAGCUGCCACCCUCGACGUCCUCGGGGCUCGACCGUUCCACGUCGGCGCGUCUUCCUCCAACCAGUCACCAGUCGUCGUCGGCGGCACAGACACCAAAGAAGCCCCUCGACAGGUCUGUUUCUUCGCGUGCCCCUCCCUCCAACAGCAAGCCCUCGCCCCCUCUGCACAAGUCCAAGUCGCAGUCGGGCCGUAGUCGCGACCAGCCCCCCGCGGGCGGUGCCAGCUCGGGUGGCGUGGCCCGCUCCACGACCAAGACGCGCGACCAGGGCACGCGCCGCCGUGACAAGGCCAAGGAGAACGAGGAGGUUAUCCGCCAGCUGCAGACCAUCUGCUCUCCCGGCGACCCCAACCAGAUCUACCGCAACCUGGUCAAGAUUGGCCAGGGUGCCUCUGGUGGUGUGUACACGGCGUACGACAAGUCGACAACGCCCGUGGCCAUCAAGCAGAUGAACCUCGAAAAGCAGCCCAAGCAGGACCUGAUCAUCAACGAGAUUCUGGUCAUGAGGGAAUCGGCUCACCCCAACAUUGUCAACUUUAAGGACUCGUACCUGUGGAAGGGCGACCUCUGGGUCGUCAUGGAGUACAUGGAGGGUGGUUCGCUCACCGACGUCGUCACCGCCCACUGCAUGUCCGAGGCCCAGAUCGCCGCCGUCUCGCGCGAGACUUGCGAGGGUCUCCGCCAUCUCCACUCCAAGGGUGUCAUUCACCGCGACAUCAAGUCGGACAACAUUCUCUUGUCGCUCAACGGUGACGUCAAGCUUACCGACUUUGGCUUCUGUGCGCGUAUCGCGGACCCCUUGUCGACCAAGCGUACCACCAUGGUCGGCACUCCUUACUGGAUGGCGCCCGAGGUUGUCACCCGCAAAGAGUACGGCCCCAAGGUCGACAUCUGGUCGCUGGGUAUCAUGGCCAUUGAGAUGCUCGAGGGCGAGCCUCCUUACCUCAACGAGAACCCUCUCCGCGCGCUGUACCUCAUCGCGACCAACGGCACCCCCAAGAUCAAGGACUGGGACAAGCUCUCGUCCGUGUUCCGCGACUACCUCCAGGCAUGUCUCACCGUCGACUCGGAGAAGCGCCCCACCGCCGACCAGCUGUUGCGGCACGAGUUCUUCAAGUACGCCGCCAAGCUGUCGUCCCUGUCCGGCAUGAUCCGCAGCGCACGCAAGACCAACUAA